Meloidogyne enterolobii is the source of this 914-nucleotide messenger RNA. The record is from the annotation of a GenBank genome assembly. Lineage: Eukaryota; Metazoa; Nematoda; Chromadorea; Rhabditida; Meloidogynidae.
UAAUGAGCUAUACUUUAAUGGAAAUGCGUGCUGAAGAAUUAAAAAGAGAAAAUUUUUAUGUGCUCAUUUUUGACGAAUGCCAUAUGCUUAAAGAAUCCAAAACUAAGAGAACGAGUGUUGCUGAUGCUUUAGCGAAAAGAGCCAACAGAAUAAUUUUACUCAGUGGAACCCCAGCAUUAUCCCGCCCAGCAGAAUUAUUUUCACAAAUAAAAAUGAUUGACCCAAAAAUCUUCCCUUACUACAAACAUUAUGCUUUUCGUUAUUGUGAUGGAAAAAUGGGGAGAUUUGGUUUUGAGGCUAAAGGGCAAUCUAAUGCUGAAGAAUUAAAAGCUGUUAUGGAGAAAAUUAUGAUUAGACGAUUAAAGAAAGAUGUUCUUGAAGAUUUGCCUGAAAAACGCCGUGAAAUUAUUUUUUUGUCUGGAGAUGCUAUUGAUAAUAAAAUGAAACAGUUACUUAAAGCUAGAGAAGAAUUUGAGAGCGCUAAUAAAUUUUCUAUAGAUAACAAAACCAAAAGACAAACAUUUUUGGAAUAUUAUGUAUUAACUGGACAAGUCAAAAAGAAGCCUGUGGCUGAACAUAUAGUCGACACUUAUUUUUAUGAUGGAGCGCCGCCAAAGAAAAUUUUGGUUUUUGCACAUCAUUUGGAAAUUUUGGAUUUUAUUAGUAUUGAAUUGGCUAAAGUGGGAGCUCAUUUUAUCCGAAUUGACGGGUCUACCCCAGCCAGGGACCGUUCUACUUAUUGUGAACAAUUUCAAACAGAUAAAAGAAUAAGAGCUGCUUUGUUAAGUAUAACAGCUGCUGGGACUGGAAUUACUUUGACGGCUGCUUCUGUUGUUAUUUUUGCUGAACUUUAUUGGAAUCCUUCGGUUUUUUUCAUUUUUAUUAGAGACAGGAAGAGGAUUUUGGGUUUCUGA